Molecule: messenger RNA, 501 nt
Organism: Argiope bruennichi
Lineage: Eukaryota; Metazoa; Arthropoda; Arachnida; Araneae; Araneidae
Product: 60S acidic ribosomal protein P1-like
Exons: 4
Coding region: 119-448 (109 amino acids)
Biological process (GO): translational elongation; cytoplasmic translation
Cellular component (GO): ribosome; cytosolic large ribosomal subunit
Molecular function (GO): ribonucleoprotein complex binding; protein kinase activator activity; structural constituent of ribosome
Source: RefSeq, a predicted model, not a curated record
CUCUAGUUCAUACGAUUCAAGAGAUUUGCCGACACGUGUGAAAUUUGAAUGCACUGUUCCCUUUAGGGCUAAGGUAAUAUCACAACGUGCAUUAAAUAAUUAACUUUUAAAGUACAAAAUGUCCACCGACGAAAUUGCCUGCACUUACUCUGCUUUGAUUCUUCAGGAUGAUGACAUUGCUGUCACGCCUGAGAAAAUUGCAACCAUUUUAAAAGCAGCUAAUGUUGAUGUGGAACCUUAUUGGCCUGGUUUAUUUGCUCGCUGCCUUGAAGGUGUUAAUGUUAAACAAUUGAUAACCAAUGUUGGAGCUGCCAGUGUAGCCCCUGCUGCUUCUGCAGCUGCACCAGCUGCUGGUGAUGCAGGUGGAAAGAAAGAAGAGAAAAAAGAAGAAAAGAAGGAAGAGUCAGAAGAAGAGGAUGAUGACAUGGGCUUUGGUCUCUUUGACUAAAAGAUCUGAAUAUGUUUUAUUUUUGUAUAAAUAAAUAAGGUCUUUUUAUGAAA